Molecule: messenger RNA, 2814 nt
Organism: Crotalus tigris (Tiger rattlesnake)
Lineage: Eukaryota; Metazoa; Chordata; Lepidosauria; Squamata; Viperidae
Gene: TXLNB
Product: taxilin beta
Exons: 10
Coding region: 146-1963 (605 amino acids)
Molecular function (GO): syntaxin binding
Source: RefSeq, a predicted model, not a curated record
CUUGGGUGUGUAUUUGCCUGCUGUCAUUUAGUCCUCCUCCUUCUCCUCCUCCUCCUUUCCUUCUAUGUAGUCAGAGCCUUCCUUUGGGGCCUCUCUCAUCAUUUUCUUCAUCUUUAUUUCUUUUUUUACCCUCUAGGUAUCCAGCAUGGACUAUAACCAAAGCGCCAGUGACCAGCCUGGGCAGCAACAAUCACCUUCUGCAAGCACCCCUGAUGAUCUGUCUUCUCAGAAUGGCUUUGGGAGAGCAAGCGAGACCCUGCUUCCUCAGUCGCCUGAGAACGCAGCCCAGGCUGAGCCUGAAAUAAAAGUCUGUGAUAUAUCUGAGAUGCUGAGCCAACAGCUGGAGGACAUUCUUAAAACCUACGGGUCAGCUGCCUGUCUGGUGGAGGAAGGAAACACGAAAGCAACAGGCGGACCUGAAAAAGGAGAAUCGGUCAAUCCCGAAGAUGGGGACUGUGAGGAUGGCCACGAUGAGGCUGAGAAAGAACAGGUCCCUAUGGAGGAUGCCUCUGGAUUCAAAGAGGCCAAUAUUCCGAAAGAACAAAAACCGGAAAAGAAAAUCCUGAAAGGAUUAGGAAAAGAGGCUACCCUGCUAAUACAACAUCUGACCAAGCUGAAUACACCAGAAGAGAAAUUGGAGCUCUUAUUUAAGAAGUAUGCUGAACUGCUGGAAGAACAUCGUUCUGAACAAAAAAAGCUGAAGUAUCUGCAGAAAAAACAGACACAGCUCAUAAAGGAGAAAGACCAAUUACAGAGUGAACACAGCAGAACUAUCCUAGCCCGAAGCAAAUUAGAGAGUCUGUGUAGGGAACUCCAAAGACACAACAAAACCCUGAAGGAGGGGACUCUUCAGCGAGCAAGAGAAGAAGAAGAAAAAAGAAAGGAGAUCACAAAUCAUUUCCAGAGCACAUUGAAUGAUAUCCAAGCACAGAUUGAGCAGCAGAGUGAGAGGAACAUGAAGUUGUGCCAGGAAAAUACUGAGCUUGCUGAGAAACUGAAAAGCAUCAUUGAUCAGUAUGAAGUCAGAGAGGAGCAUCUUGAUAAAAUAUUUAAGCACAGAGAACUUCACCAGAAACUGGUAGAUGCCAAGCUGGAACAGUCACAAGAGGUCAUGAAAGAAGCUGAAGAAAAGCAUCAGCGAGAAAAGGAAUAUCUACUCAAACAAGCUGCAGAAUGGAAACUACAGGCAAAAAUGCUGAAGGAACAAGAUACUGUUCUCCGGGCUCAGCUGACCCUCUACUCUGAACGAUUUGAAGAAUUUCAGAAAACGCUAACAAACAGCAAUGAAGUGUUUGCCAACUUUAAGCAAGAAAUGGACAAGAUGACAAAGAAAAUGAAAAAACUGGAAAAGGAUACAGCCACAUGGAAAGCAAGGUUUGAGAACUGUAACAGAGCUUUACUGGACAUGAUUGAAGAGAAAUCUAUGAGGGCCAAGGAAUAUGAAUGUUUUGUAGUGAAAAUUCAAAGACUAGAAAAUCUUUGCAGAGCUCUGCAGGAGGAACGGAACGUAUUGUACAAAAAAAUAAAAGAAGCACAAUUCCCUGAAGAGAACAAAGAGGAGGAGGCAGAAGAAGAUGAGGAGGAGGAAGAACAGCAAGCUGGGGUGGAGGAUAGUCUGGAGAAUAAGACUACAGCUACAAGUCAGGCUAUUGAUGAGCCAUCUGCCACCAGUGAAAUUAUCCCCAAAGAUUUGGCUACAGCUUUCAUGGUGUCUCAUGUGAAUAUGCCUAUGAUCCCAACCAAUGAAGAAAAAGUAGAAGAACUACAUGAGCCCCAAGUAAGUGACCCAAUUUCUCCUCCUGAGAUGAUAUUGGCUUCUUGCAAGCCACAAGGCAACCAGGAUUGCUGUAUUGAUCCAACAUCCAUGCCCAAAGCAGAGGAACCAGAAGGGGACACAGUAAAACUUGGUCCAGAUCAUCCAGUGUUGAAGCUCUCAAAUGCUGACAUGGAAGAUGUUGAUUAGCAUGAUAUAAUGCAUAUAAUGCUAUAAUGCAUUUCCCCCCCCCCAAAUGACAUUCUCCAAUCCUUUCCUAAACAUUUCUGUCUUUCAUAAUAAGAUGGCUUUACAAGUGUUUUCAAACCUGCUUCAAUUUCAUAGAAUACAGGUUGCUGUAUCCCAUGAUUACUGGUGGUGUUUGAAUUUGCUUUGUUUCUCAUUCAGGUAAAUCCAAUAGCUUCUCGUAACAUUUAGCAGAAUUAAGAGUCUUGAUUUCCAAUGGAACUUUUACAAUAUGGAUAGGUCCUCCUAUGGGAAGCCUACUUUCAAAAUGCCCCAAAUAAAUUAAAUAAACAAAUAGUUGGGAAAAGGAAGAGCUUGGUGUGCUUGGUGUGGUUUGCAUAUAAGGUUACAUCUCUAGUCAUAAAAUAUAACUUGAAAAAUAAACUAACUUUGGAAAUCUUUCAGGAUACAGUGCAAGAACAGGUAGCCCUCAGACUUGGGCAUGGCAUUUAAUUUUUGCUUUCAAAAAUUAGGUGUUCCUUUUGCAGUUAAUUCUUUUGUUGUUAUAAAAUAUGCAAAAUUGCCUACCUCUCUUCCUAUACCAGGGACUGGUUUCAUAGAAGACAAUUAGUUCAUGGAUGGGGGGGGGUUGAUUUCAAUCUCUCACUCUCCUGCCGCUCACCCCCAGCUGUGUGGCCCAGUUCCUAACAGGCCAAUGACCGGUAUGGUCCAAGGUCCAAGGUUGGGGACCCAUUCUGCAUUCAUAUUUUGAGUUUUAUAUUACAAACAAUUUGUCUUAUUUAAAAAAAAUAUUAUUCAAACAUGUACCUAGGUUUGUUAUUGGAUCCUCCUGAAUUAAACAAUGAUUCAGUAUG